AUGGUGGCCCUAGGGACCGGCUCCUCUCACUCCUUGCUCUAUUUCCGCACCUGCAUCUCCCAGCCCGGCUCAGGGCUGACUGGCUACCUGGAGGUGGGCUACCUGGACGGGCGGCCCGUUGAGCGCUACGACAGCCACACGGGAAGGAUGGUCCCCCUGGCACCCUGGAUGAACCAGAGCGUGCAGGUGAUGGAGAGUUACUGGGAGAUUCAGGCCACCCUGGCCAGCCUCAACCAGGAAGGAUUCGGCCACUACCUGCGGAUCCUGCAGAAUGGCCUCCUCCCUCGCAGGAACAGCAGCCGCAGCCCCGAUGCUGGCCGAGAACCCAAUUCCUGUUCCAGCAGCGAGUUCGAAUGUGGGGACAGGACUUGCAUUCCCUGGCGUUAUAUCUGCGACUGGUCUCUUGACUGCCAAGAUGGGAGCGAUGAGGAUUCUGUGCUCUGCACUCCCCAGGGGUUUCAUACUUUGCAGUGCAUUGACGGCUGUGAGCUGGGGGACGAUGGGCAGGAGAAUUCCUUCCACCGGGAGGCUUAUGACGGGCGAGAGAUCCGGAAGUGGGAGGCCACGUGGGACCUUUACAGGCACCGGAAAAGCUUCUGGGGCAGGAACUGCACCGGGUGGUUGAAGAGACACCUGCCGUACCUGGAGGAGGAGGAGCUGCGGAGGAAAGAGCCCCCAGCCGUGAGGGUGACCCGCGUUGGGACCAGCCGGAGCCUGGAAACGCUGGCGUGCCGCGCGGACGGCUUCUACCCCAAAGAGAUCAACGUCUCCUGGGUGAAGGACAGCCAAGUCUUCCUGCAGGAGACGCUCCGGAAAGGUGCCCUCCCCAACGCGGACGGGACUUUCCAGGCACAGCUGAGCCUCCAGAUCGACCCCAAGGAGAGGGGCCACUACCGGUGCCACGUGGAACAUGCCGGCCUCCAGGAACCCCUGGACGUGGGCUGGGAGGGGCCAGGCUCAGCAUGGCCCCUCGUGGGGGGUGUCUUGGGGACUGGGGCCGCCCUCCUGCUGCUGGCUGGAAUGGUCUACUUCUCCCUCCGAACCCGGCCAUCAGCCUCCAAAGCCACCUCUGAAUCAGCCUCUGUUCCAAAUGAGGCCCCUGAGAUCUCCCAAGGGAGAGGAGGCGAGGAAUCCCCUCCCAAAGAGCCAGAGGAAAUCAAGCUGAUGGAGAAGGGAGAGCCCAGCACCCUCUCAGCCUGAUCUGCGUGAGAUCCUGCUUUCUGUCUCUGGACCACCUGGUCUCCUCGGGAGAGAAUGGAAGGAGGAGACCUUCCCAUGGGGUGCUUUGAAUUUCCAUCACUCCUCUUGGGCAUCAUUGAAGCGGAGCAGAGUGACUUUUUUUAAAUAAACAAAGAAGACAUUGAGAGGGAAUAUAAGAACGGGACACCCAUGAACCCUCCACUUUGGAUCUGUUGUCCUUUGUUUUCCUGCUGCUUUUUAGGGGAACCGUCUUUGUUUCUUUCAAGGAUUUGGUAUCUUUUUACGCUUCCAGUGACUGCCUUCAAACGGCGGCAGAGUCCUCUCGGGGACCUGAAAGAGAAGGAAGAAUCCUCCCUAAUUCUUCUCAUUCUCCCUGGAAGGAGCGUCCACUUGGAACAGAUGCACUCUGACCGCACCCAGUGGAAAGGACUACCUGGGACUUGGAUAGGGAUGGAGGGGGGAUCAAAUCUUAGAAUGAGAGAUCCCACCGUUGACCUUGAAUCACAUCUAUAGAGAGAAUUGCAGUUGGGCUGCACUCUGGGUGGAACAGGUGGGGGAAAGGGUUGGGCUUCAGCACAGGGACUUCCUUCAGGCAAUUCCUUCUCCAUCCUCCCCCUCCUUCCAGCCAUGGGACUGAACAGCUGAACCUGGAAUACUCAAGUCACUGCAGAAACAUUCAGCAUAGCGAGCAGAGGUUCAAGGGAACCCUAAAUUUAUUUUAUUCACUGACUCCA
This is a messenger RNA of Pogona vitticeps (central bearded dragon), 1934 nucleotides long. Lineage: Eukaryota; Metazoa; Chordata; Lepidosauria; Squamata; Agamidae. The record is from RefSeq and is a predicted model, not a curated record.